Molecule: messenger RNA, 692 nt
Organism: Phalaenopsis equestris
Lineage: Eukaryota; Viridiplantae; Streptophyta; Magnoliopsida; Asparagales; Orchidaceae
Exons: 1
Coding region: 52-588 (178 amino acids)
Source: RefSeq, a predicted model, not a curated record
UGACCCCCCCUCUCCCAAUACCCCAAUAGAACAGAAAAAGGAAAAAAAAAGAUGUCUUUAGUUACAGAAGAGCUCAGGGCAAAGGCGCAGAUAUACCAUGGAGAUUCACUCGGCCAAGAAAAAUGCCAGUUUCUUCUCAAAGAGGUUGGCCUUCCCAAUGGUCUCCUUCCCCUUAAAGACAUCAUAGAAUGCGGCCAUAUAGAAGAAACUGGAUUUGUGUGGCUCAAACAAAGGAAGAAGAUAGAGCAUACCUUCAGGAAAAUAGGCAGGCUUGUGAGCUAUGCCCCUGAAAUCACUGCUUAUGUUGAGCAACAUAGGAUCAAAAAGCUCACAGGAGUGAAGGCUAAGGAGCUCUUCAUCUGGCUUACUCUCACAGAUAUCUCGGCUGAUGGAGCAGAAGAAGAGAAUUAUUCUGCAGGUAAGGGGAAGAUAACCUUUCACAGCUCCUCUGGUCUUUACAGAACUUUUCCUGCAUCAGCUUUUGUGAUUGAGGAAGAUGAGCAGAAGAAGAAGUCGGAGGCGGAGAAGAAGGGGGACAACGAAGGGAAGAAGGAGGCGGAGGAGGUGGAGAAUGAAGAGAAGGCUUAAAUUUUUGGUAAAUGAUGCUUUGUUGCUUUCUUCUCUUAAAAAACUCUAUUUUGGAUCAAAAAAUAUGAAUAAGACACUGGCCAGUUCUAAUUCUGUUCAUGGAU